AAGUGAUUUCCCUUGAUGUAAACAAAAUCUUAUGAAGGUUGUUUUAAAUUAUACGGAAUUAACAUCUUUUCAUCAAAAACACGCUUUCAGAAUAUAAAAAGGUGUUUGUCUAGAAUUCAAAUGGAAAUUUGAGAGAUGAAUAGAGUAGAUCAACUUCAUCGAGCAAUUCAGGUUGGCCUGCUGCCAGAGGUUAAAAUGCUGGUUCAACUAGGAGCCAAUAUGGACCAUGUAUUGGGUAUGAGAGGAACAGCUCUAUGUGCUGCCAUAGAGACAAGAAAUUUUGAAAUCACCAAGUUCUUGUUAGACUCUGGUUGUGAUGUAAAUGCACAGGACUUCGAUGGAGAACCACCGUUACUUCUUGCAUUACGUAAACAAUCGCCUGGACAAAUAUGUGGGAAAACAGCCUGUCUGGACAUUGUUAAAUUGCUGUUGAAUCACCCAAAGUGUAACCUGAACAAAGUCGACCCACUUACAAAAAAAAGCGCAUUACAUUUCGCUACAGAGCAAGACAUGGCACAGGUCGUAGAAUGGUUGAUAUCGAGCAAGUCAAAGAUAGAGUGUAACAUUAAUCAUAUGGAUGCAAAUGGUAAUGCUCCGCUUCAUCUAGCUGUAUUGGAAGGUUUGACUGAUGUUGUUGAGGUGUUAAUCAGUCGUCCUAAAUGCCUGAUUAAGAUAUAUAACAAGGCAGGUCUUACACCACUGCAUAUUUGUGCUCGUAACGGUGAUGUUGCAAAUAUGGAGAAAGUUCUAAGGAGAGUGAGCAAAGCAAGUGAGAAAUGUGUCAGUCAAAAAGAGCAAACUGUGUCUGAACUAGAUCUUAAUCUUAAUUCCAUCACAUUGAUUGAAAAAGAAACAAGUUUGCACAUUGCCUGUAAAUUAGGACAUGAAGGUGUUGUGGAACUAUUGUUAAGAUAUGGGGCCAAGGUUGAUUUGAAAGAUUUUUUAGGCAACACUCCAUUAUUGGUGACUUUAGCUUCCUCACCACACUGGAAAACCAAAGAUAAUGGUAUUCCGAAGAUGCUUCUGAACAAGGGGGCAGAUCCAAAUGUGAUAUCUGUUGAUCACCGAUGCAGAUACAUUGAACCUAGCCAGGUGGUCUCUCCUUUGAGCAUGGCUGUGAAGAACGCAAAUUUAGAGCUUACUAAGAUCUUAAUUUGUUCUGGUGCCGAUGUAAAUUUCACUGACAAUAUGGGUCAAUGCCCCCUUUUCAUUGCAUUAUGGGGAGGUGCUUUAUCUGUUGCAAGCUUUCUUUUACAAGAAUGCUCGUCCAUUAAUAUCAAUACACAAACAGAUGAUGGUAAUACUUGUCUGCAUGCGAUUGUCAAGUGUAGAAAGAAUUCAAACUCAAAGGACAUAUAUAAGAUUGUGAGGACAAUCAUGAAUGCUGGCGGAAAAAUUUACACAAACAAGGCAAACAAAACGGUGCUAGACAAAGCUUUCGAAUACGAGGAUCAUAUUCUUUUUGAUGCAGUCUUAGAGGAAUUGGACUGUUACAUUGAAGACAUUGAAGUUAUAAAUGUCUUUCAAAACAGUGAGGACACAGAUGUAUUUAUAUGUGGCAAUGUUCCUGACGAUAUUCCAAAAGUUCAAAGAUGGAUUCACAAGGCAAGCUCGGAGGGUUUGAUUGAAAUGAUGAGGGUACUGCUGUCUCAUGGUGCGGACAUUGACGCUUCUUAUUUUGACUAUGAUACUCAUCAAAGCUUGUCCAAUUUAUACAUUGCUUUGUAUAAUACAGAAUAUAAAAUGGCAGAAUUUCUGGUAAAAAAUGGUGCCAAUUUAAAAACUGAAAAAUACAUAUAUGAUGAAUUGGAAAAGGUUAAUGGAAAUGGUGACAAGAGAAAUGAUAUCAUUGUAAAUGAAAGGGAUAUUGAUGAUGAUGAUGACGAUGAUGAAUGUAGUUCUUCAGAUGAUGAUGUAUUUCAUGGAAAUGAGGAAUUUAGAAAUUGGCUACUCAAAGUUGCAUGCACUCCUCAAACACUUAAACUUUCAUGUCUUGUGAUGAUUCGAAAAAUAUUCAUCAAUAAUAAAAUUCCAUUUACCAGGAUGGACCGUCUUAAACUACCAAAUAAACUAACAAGUGAACUUCGUUACAAAGUGUUAUAAAAAGAUUCCUCCAUAAUUAUUUUUAUUACAAUAACAAAUGUCAUAAGCCAGUUAAGAAAGUAGCAGUGAACAAGACGUAAUGUGUCAUAAAGGCAGCAAAAUGUAAACAAAAUAGUAAUUUUACUUUCAUACAAAAUAUUCAUUAUAAUAAAACCAAAUUGCCAACAGCAAAAGGAGCAACAGAUAGUUCAACUUGUUUCAUGGCAAAAUGUGUAACUUUUUGAUUAAUGUAACAAGUAUCCAAAAUUAAAAAAGUAUCUGAGUAAUGAAAAUGAUUGCAUUUCUGAGGCAUAAUGGGCCUUUAAUAAGAUGAAAAAAUAUAAAAUCUAAAUCUAAUGGAGUUCAGAUAUUUCUAUACAUGUGGACAUGAUUGGAAUCUGUCUCUUGCAAGGCAACUGGUGGUAGGAACAUUUAUUC
Ruditapes philippinarum (Manila clam) is the source of this 2520-nucleotide messenger RNA. Its product is annotated as putative ankyrin repeat protein RF_0381. Gene Ontology annotation, molecular function: protein binding. The transcript has 3 exons. Bases 136 to 2103 code for a protein of 655 amino acids. The record is from RefSeq and is a predicted model, not a curated record. Lineage: Eukaryota; Metazoa; Mollusca; Bivalvia; Venerida; Veneridae.